Anguilla rostrata (American eel) is the source of this 4370-nucleotide messenger RNA. It is a transcript of the gene her8a, whose product is annotated as hairy-related 8a. NCBI's taxonomy places the organism in Eukaryota, Metazoa, Chordata, Actinopteri, Anguilliformes, Anguillidae. The coding region runs from base 2555 to 3340 and encodes 261 amino acids. Gene Ontology annotation, biological process: regulation of neurogenesis; anterior/posterior pattern specification; regulation of transcription by RNA polymerase II. Gene Ontology annotation, molecular function: RNA polymerase II cis-regulatory region sequence-specific DNA binding; DNA-binding transcription factor activity, RNA polymerase II-specific; protein dimerization activity. The record is from RefSeq and is a predicted model, not a curated record. Gene Ontology annotation, cellular component: nucleus. The transcript is spliced from 4 exons.
CUAACUGAACCACUGAUGGCUUUAAGAGUGGAAGAGAGUGCCUCACUCCUUACAGAAACAGAUUACUGAAACAACACUACAUUCACUCACACACUUCAUUGAAAGCUACUAUUUGUAUAUAUUCCCAUUAAAAUGUGGCUCUGAUAUCACAGUUUUAAAAAGGCAGCCAUCACAAAACCAAAAAAAUGACUUCCUGGUUGGCCGCACUUCCGGGGCUGCGUGGACAUGCAUAUUUAACUAGGCAUGAUCACGCCUUCAGCUAACUCUUACGAGUCUAUAAUAUGUAGAAACAGCGACGCCAAUAGAAACUAGGGAGUACAUAUCGGGUGUACAUCAGAACCAGGAAAUACAAUUUUUUCGAUCAACAGACAUGCUCAGUUGUGUCCUUGGCCACAUGCCUAAAUCACGUGUACAACGAGGAUCGCGCAGACAGGCUAAAACAAAUAAUACAUUAAAAAUUAAUAUCUUUGUCUCUCUUGAGGGAAAAUAUAUUUUAACUACGAAAAAAAUAAUAAGUGAUUUUUCUUCCUAAUAUAAUGCACGGAGUUAACAUCAAUAUUUGAGUGGAAGUAUUUUAUUUUUGCUGUCAAAAAUGAAUGGAGCCCAAUGGGGAAACUUGCUUUUUAAACGAAAGUCAUUUAUAUAUCAGCAGGGGGCGACAUUACAUCGGGUGCCCCGUGUCCUGUGUACGCUCUAUGGUCUCUGCUUAAAUUGUACGUUAUCGUCCUAACUACUGCUAGUGUGCAUCAGGGUAAACAUUUGUACGUGUAAUUAUAGAUUUGCAAUUUUAGUGGGUUUUUGAAGAACUUUCUGGCAUGUAACCGAUAAUAGCUAAUAGCAAUAUCUAAAGAUGAGAAAUAGUAAACAGGACAGGCAUUGAUGUAAGUAGCCUAAAGCAAAUUGUGCCACCAACUGUCAAUAUGGAUCCGGUUUCAAUCCUUGUAGGCUCAAUAAAUUCAUUGGGAUUUGUUAUUCGGAACAAAAGAAAAUAAAGGUCUGCAACUUUGGCGUCAUCCUUCCGCCACGACUCCUCCCAACUCCCAUUUCGUGUUUAAAAAAAAUCUAAUUCGGAUUUAAGUGCUUAAGAUAGCCAUUAAAUCUUUAGCACCCUGGGUAUUCCUUGGACUGAGGGUCAUUACAGCCGGACAAGGAGCAAAAAAGAUCUUUGCGCGCUUCAUUGGAGUGUGUCCGUCUCGAGGACAAUGGCGUAAACAAUAAAGAAACGAGGAAGGGGGUGGGCGCGAGGAGGAAAAAGGGUGGGAAAGGAAAAAACAAUGCGGGAGAGAUUCCCCUGUUGCGUUUCAAAUUGAAAAGGCUGAGCGCUAUUUACUAUUGUGCGAUUAUUCCCCUUCAGUUUAUUCUUAACCAUGGUAGAACCUGUAGGGGGUGUACAAUUUUAAAGAAGUUCUUCAUAAAUCUAGCCACUUUUUAUGUCUACUUACUAGGAUAUAGUUUGACUACCAUUUUGUCCUAUCGACGCAAUACAUCAAUCAAUUUCUGUUGUCAGUUAGCCUAUUUUGUCGAUUUUGCUUUUCAGUCUGAAAAUAUUCACUAACUAGAGAUUAAAGGCUACGCGGCACGUAUAAUGAAUAAAGAAUACGGUAAACUAUUAAAUCCAAAAUAUAAGGAAUUGUUUUUAAAACAUCUACAUUGCCUAUAUACAGCCUAUAGGCCGGAUAACUCGGUGGUUAGGCGUAGGCCACGUCUAUCAGUAGCCAGUCACUGUAUUUUACGAUGGACUUGUUAUACAUUUUAAAAUCGUAUCACUUGUUACUAUUUAUCCAACGGUAAUCUGGAAUUUUCUCAUGCAACCAAAUAGGCUAUGUCAUGUAUUGCUAGGCCUACUUUUUUUGCAACAUUAAAUUAAAACGGGAUAUAUACAGCACUAUGAAACCAUGGAAUAGGCUACUUAUUGCGCAUACACAGUACAGUGGGUUGUAAAAAUUAUCAAUCCAACGUUGUAGAUGCAAAACUGAAGAUAAGGACAUAGGCCCCAUAAACGCCUUUUCAAUGUUUAUGUAAUCAGAAGAAUGUGAUUUCUUGAGAUUUUAGCGAACCUAUUUUUGUAAUCGGUGGCACAUGGCAGAACUGUCUUUCUUUAUGGCUGCCUUUAAAAUUCCUUUAACAUGAUGAAAUCAAUGAAUUGAAGACAGGCCGCACAGGUCGGAUUCUGUUAAUCCUUGCAAAUUUCAGUAGCGGUCAGUAGCUACUCGCCAGUUUUGCUCCUCGGUUAAACCACAUGCGCGUUACUCUAUCCUACUUCCAUUCAUCCAUGGCUUGACAACGGGACAUGAAGACAAACACGUCCCUCCGGGCUGUGGGAAAGUGCGGGGCAGAAAGCACCCAUAUAUUGUUAUGCAAAUUGUAAUAGGGAGGCGGAUUCAGUGCGCAUACAUAUAGACCGCUGUUCCCCAUAUAUAUUUUACUUUUUCCAUCUCAGAUCGAUCCAGGACAUCAAACACAACAGCCUUCAGUGAAAGGCGCAUAACGUGUCAAGGAACACUGUAGGACACAAAGGGAACACUUAGGUGAUCAAAAUCACCUACAUUUUGGAAUGACAGCAUCCAGUAUGGGUAGUCUUUCAGAAAGGAAUUUCAACGCGAAGGAAGAGAGGAAGCUGCGGAAGCCCUUGAUUGAAAAGAGGCGCCGGGAGCGAAUCAACUGCAGCCUGGAGCAGCUGAAGGGUAUCAUGGUGGAUGCCUAUAAUCUUGAUCAAUCAAAGCUGGAGAAGGCAGAUGUCCUGGAGAUCACAGUACAGCACAUGGAAGGUCUGCAAAGGGGUCAAGGGCCAGGUAUCCAGGUUUCAAACAGCUGUCCAGGGUGCAGCUUGGGGCUGGAAUCUCACCAGCGUUACAGCCGUGGUUAUAUCCAGUGCAUGCAUGAGGUGCACAAUCUUUUGCUUAACUGCCCUAGCAUGGACAAGACCUUGGGUGCACGCCUGCUCAACCACCUGCUCAAGUCUCUCCCUCACAUCAGUGCAAAGACCGUCAGCACUUCUAACACCAGCAACAAUGACAUUAUUGGUAGCAUGGGCAACUGCAGCCCCCUCCCAGCCUCUGCAACUCAUUGCCCACUGUCACUCCCCUUAGCAGCUUUCCAGCCCAACCCCCUGAACCCCCAAACUUCUCCUUCACCACCCCCACCCCCGUCCCCAUCUCCAGCUAGCCCCCAGCUCUCCCCCAGGUCCCACGAGGCAACAGAGGGUAGUGGUGGUGGCAGGGAAGUUAUGCCACCCUCCACCCCUAACUCUCACUCCCCCAUCCUCCACUCAGGCCUACUUCUUCCUGUCUUACCCCUAUUAAUCCCAGGAGGAGAUCCCUCCAUGUGGAGGCCAUGGUAAAAAGGCCAUUGGAAAAGAAAAAAAAUCCGCUAGACCGUAGUCUUUCAUCCAGAAAGACUAAGGUCUAGCACGUUUUAACUAGGGUGGAUUCAUCCUUUUUUGAUAAAACGUAUGUUUAUUUUUGGUAAUUAGUGCAUGGGAGACCAGGGCUAAGUGCCUCAAAGUGAAUGUAAUGUAAUGGACUCCAGUUCUAAGUGACCUUAAAAAGAAAUGGACUAUCUUCCAUAAAUUGCAUCUUAUUUUCAGUGAUAUGGUUUGCAGAACAUCCUUAACCUCAAAACAUUCAAGCCUUAAUUUAUGGGGUCAGAACUAGUUGUUUCAACAAUGUAGCUCCCUAUGGAGACCAGUUCUUGGUAUACUGCAUUUGUGUGUGUGUGUGUGUUUUUUUUUUUUUUUGCUUCUAAUGAAGUAAUUCUUACAAAUUACAUUUUCUUUUUUGCAUUUAUAUAUAUUUUCCAGUUAAAUUGAAGAGGGUUUAGAGGAAAAUACCAAGUGUCUUGAGGAAUUUUGAUAGUGGAUUAAUUUGUGACACCUAGAAGACAAACAAGUCAAACAAAUUGCAAUAAUUCAUGUAUGAACAUGGAUACCUACUAUUGUCAAAGUAAUGCACAACUUAGGUAGUAAGGUACCAGUUAACUUUAGACAAUUUUGUGAUUGAAAAAGUGACAUCAGUAGCUUAACUGAUUAUAUCUAAUUUACAGAAGUGACUAUCCACUUAGGGGGGUCACACACUAUGGCAUAAGUAGAAGAGUGGUAAUAUUCUCCCAAGAAAAAGAAGUUGAAAAAACCUCUGCCAUUUAUAUUACAGAAACAGAAGUUUAGCUGGUACCUCAUACUGGAGCAGCCAAUGUUGAAUAUUUCAUGGCGGUAGUAGAUUUGGGUGUAUGGUUUGGCAUUGUGAUUGACUUGACAAUUAUUAUGAAAUUGCUUGUGAGAUACUUUGAAACUAUGUAUGAAUGUCAGAAAAAUAAAUGAAUGAAUAAAUAAAUAAAUAAAUAAAUAAAUAAAACAAUCAUUAUCUGACAGCGCA